CUCACGACCAACCUCAGCCCGGAUCCAUUACGAACGAGUCUCAGCUCAGCUGUCGAGGCUCUUCCUACUUUUCCUCUCCUUGCCAUUAUUAUCUACCACAAAUACGGCACACAUUUACGGGGCUCGUUGGUUGGUCUUAAUGUGGAUGAAAGACGCAGGGUGAAUAAACAAACUGCCAUCCCGACUCUCGUUAAGCUUCUCCUCCUGUUCUCCUGUUUCACAAAUAUACAACCAAGACCCCCAGAUUCCAGGGAAACACACCUCUUGAUUCCUGGACUACACCACCAUCACCACAAUCAUGGCGGCCAACGACUACUACAAUCCGUCGUCGCGACAGCAGACUCCGCAGCCGGCAUACAAUUACCAAUCCUACAACUCUCCAGCUCCUCAAGACUACCGUCCCCCAAUAUCUUCUGCGCCGUCUUACCACUCGCAAGCCCCUUCACGACCAGGCACCGUGCCUCCACGACAGCCGGACAUCACUUCACCCAUCUCUCCCUUCGAAGCUCCCUUCGAUGACCAUGUAUACCCAAUGAGUUCGCAGGCUCCACAUAGAUUCGACAGCGAGACCUCGUUAGGUCAGGAUACAAGAUAUUAUGGGCAAGGAGGUGGCGGAGGGUUGGAACCUUCGAAUUCAUAUCAAGACGACAUACCACUACGAGAUCAUCCAGGCUUGAAGGCACAGGAUAGCACAGAUCAUGUUUACGAUGCUCCAAUAGCACCAGCUCGUCUGGAGGAAGGAAGGGGGAAUAAAAGGAUGAGUGGCAUGGGCAUGUUCAAGACAAAGGGGAGAAUACCGUGGGUUACGUAUAUCUUGACGACGAUUCAGGUUGCUGUUUUUAUUGCUGAGAUUGUCAAGAAUGCCCAACUUACAGGUUCCCCUAUCGAGAUCCACCCCUCGUUCAAUCCUAUGAUCGGUCCCUCUCCAUACGUGCUCAUCAACAUGGGUGCUCGAUAUGUUCCUUGCAUGCAUUCGGUGGAUGGUAUUCAGAACAGAGCUUCAGGAGGAGCUAUCUCCUGGCCUUGUCCCAAUACUACCUCUAGCGAUGUCGUUGAUUGUCAAUUAAACAACCUCUGCGGUUUCAACAUGCCUGCAUCCGAAAAUCCUAUCUACCCAGGAAAUGCUACAGAACCUCUGCAAGACUUCUCUAAUCAGCCUGAUCAAUGGUUCCGCUUCAUCAUCCCGAUCUUCCUACACGCUGGAAUCAUACAUAUUGGGUUCAACAUGCUGCUGCAGAUGACUUUGGGUAAGGAGAUGGAGAUUGCGAUUGGGCCUAUUCGAUACUUUCUGGUCUACAUAUGUUCGGGUAUCUUCGGAUUCGUGCUUGGCGGGAACUUUGCAGCCACAGGAAUUGCCUCCACUGGUGCAUCUGGAGCCUUGUUCGGCAUUAUUGCUCUCAACCUUCUGGACUUGCUUUACACUUGGGGUGAACGUCGUUCUCCAUGGAAGGAUUUCGCCUUCAUUAUGCUCGACGUGGUUAUCUCGUUCGUCCUAGGACUUCUACCCGGAUUGGACAACUUUUCCCAUAUUGGAGGCUUCUUCAUGGGUCUUGUCCUUGGUAUCUGCAUCUUGCAUUCCCCGAACGCCCUCCGGAAACGAAUCGAGGAGGACGCACCGCCAUACACACCCGUUGCACAAAUCAAAGCCAGCGAUGGUGAUCGACCUAAUUCAGGCGUGACAGGAUUCGUCAAGAAUCCAGUUGGUUUCUUCAAAGGCAGAAAGCCGGCUUGGUGGGCAUGGUGGCUUGUGAGAGUGGGUAGUUUGGUGUUUGUGCUUAUUGUGUUUAUUUUGUUGUUGAAGAAUUUCUACGCGUACCGGAAGACAUGCUCAUGGUGCAAGUACCUGAGUUGCAUUAAUGUCAACAACUGGUGUAAUAUCGGGAACUUGCAACUCACGCAAGUCAACACAACAAACAAGCGAAGCGUGUUUGAUAGUUGGGAGGCAAUGGCGAAGCUUUAUGAAGCAUAAUAGAGUUGGAGUUGAUAGAAAUUGGCCUGGAGGUACAUUAUGCAUAGCGUUGGCGUUGAGUGAGGUUGACCUAUACCAAACAUACCAAAAUGAUCGGAAGAUAACUCGAGAUGUGAUGACAUUGAUGAUACGAAUGUAAGAUUAGGCUUUAAUUGAACUUUUCAUCUUCAA
Messenger RNA from Mollisia scopiformis, 2140 nucleotides. Its product is annotated as rhomboid family membrane protein-like protein. NCBI's taxonomy places the organism in Eukaryota, Fungi, Ascomycota, Leotiomycetes, Helotiales, Mollisiaceae. The record is from RefSeq and is a predicted model, not a curated record. Gene Ontology annotation, biological process: proteolysis. Gene Ontology annotation, molecular function: serine-type endopeptidase activity. The coding region runs from base 299 to 1969 and encodes 556 amino acids. The transcript has 3 exons. Gene Ontology annotation, cellular component: membrane.